Molecule: messenger RNA, 733 nt
Organism: Galendromus occidentalis (western predatory mite)
Lineage: Eukaryota; Metazoa; Arthropoda; Arachnida; Mesostigmata; Phytoseiidae
Gene: EMC4
Product: ER membrane protein complex subunit 4
Exons: 5
Coding region: 88-618 (176 amino acids)
Source: RefSeq, a predicted model, not a curated record
UGGCGUUGUCAAAUUGAAGAGCGGAAACAGUGUUCUAAUCGAGUCAGGUCUGGCGAACUCCGCAUAGGGUCGCCCUACGAGAUCGUUAUGUCUUCAUCCGGAAAGCAGCUACAGACUAGAAAAUCCCGAUGUGUGCUGAACCCCGCCGUGAGUAAAACAGAAGAGCGUUGCGGCGAAGUCCUCGCAGUUCCCCCGGGUUUGUAUCCGAACACAGCGUUCAAUACCGUCCAGGUAUCGAGGGAGAACGACACCAAGCUGAUUGUGAAGCGAUCGUGGGAUAUAGCACUCGCUCCGACGAAACAAAUACCCAUGAAUCUCUUCAUCAUGUACAUGGCGGGUGGUUCGAUUUCCUUAUUCCCUCUGAUGAUGAUUGGCGUCCUAUUUCUGCGCGUGGUGAAAGCACUAUUUUCAAUCAACGCAACUUUCGCUCUCAUAUCGGGAUCGCACUCCAUUCCGCAGAAAAUCGUUUUCUUAUUGGGGAACUUGGCUACGUUAGGUCUAGUGGUGUAUAAAUGUUCAUCGAUGGGCUUGCUCCCGACAUAUGCGUCUGACUGGCUCGACUUCGUUGAACCAGCGCAGAGAGUGGAGUAUUCGGGUGGAGGAUUGAACCUCUCUUAGGAUUAGGGCAACGAGAUAACUCAUGUUCCGGAACGGGAACCUCGGGACAGUGAGUCGAAUGGUGACAUCGGGGCGACCUAAGGUAGAAAUAAACUGGUAUGUUUUUCACGAGCAG